Molecule: messenger RNA, 509 nt
Organism: Gongylonema pulchrum
Lineage: Eukaryota; Metazoa; Nematoda; Chromadorea; Rhabditida; Gongylonematidae
Source: the annotation of a GenBank genome assembly
GCAGGCAACGAGUUUUUUGGUCUUCCGAUGCACGCAAUCAUUCGGCACGCUCGCUGCUUCGAAGUGCAUUUUUUAAUGGCUCCGGCUUAGAGACGUUAUACGAAGGCGGCUCAAUCAAUUAUAUUGCAGUGGAUUGGAUUACUUCAAAUAUUUACUGGUGUAAUGCGGAGCAACGUCGAGUGGAAAUGAUUCGCAGUGAUGGACGCGUUCAUCGAACAAUUGCAUGGGAUGGAAUUGACCCACAUUAUUUGGUUAUUCAUCCGAUUCGGCAGUUCUUGGCUUUUGUCAAUUAUCAUAAUCGACAUAACAUUACAAUCAAUAAAAUGCCUCUUUAUGGUGAUCGUUUUGGCGGUGAAGUCAUCAUUGAGCAUUUAACCACUGUAAAUGCACUUGCGAUUGAUUUUGAUUCGGAAUUGUUGGUAUGGUGCGAACUUGACGAACGAGGAGGUGGAAUAUCCGUCGCUGAUUUUAAUGGUAUCUCACUUUUGAAUUUUUUAUACACAUAUUAG